Molecule: messenger RNA, 1183 nt
Organism: Ruditapes philippinarum (Manila clam)
Lineage: Eukaryota; Metazoa; Mollusca; Bivalvia; Venerida; Veneridae
Product: complement C1q-like protein 4
Exons: 2
Coding region: 358-771 (137 amino acids)
Molecular function (GO): protein binding
Source: RefSeq, a predicted model, not a curated record
UGAAACAAUUAAGAUUCGAAGACAAAGUUCAGAAAUUUGAGGAUUUUAUUAACGGAAUAAAGGCACGACAAGCAAAGGAAAAGGAUGAACGCGAUGAAUUGUUUGCCGCAGAGUUAGAGAAAGUUAAAGAGUUUAAUAACGGAGCAAAGGCGCGAGAAGCCAGGGAAAUGAGGAACGCGAUAAAUUGUUUACUGCAGAGUUAGAGAAAGUUAAAAACUUUCAGAGGCUUAUUAAUGAGGUAAAGACAAGAGAAGAAAAGGAAUUAGAGGAACGUUCUAAGUUGUUUCUCACAGAGUUGAAGAAAUACAAACAAAAAAUGCGGAAGAAGUUGAACGACAGAAAAAUGUAACGUCAGAAAUGCUCGAAAGUGUGGCGAAUUCUAAGAUGGAGUUUGAAAACGUUCAUAAAGAUAUAAACGAGAGAAUGAAAGGGAAAGUUGUGGCUUUCACAGUGACCUCACCUAAGGCAGCUUCAUCAACAUCUUUAUCUUUCACAACAGUAAUUACAAACGACGGGAACGGGUUUGAUACAUCGACUGGCAAGUUCACAUGUCCUGUUAGCGGGCUCUACUACUUGUCCUUACACAUCUUCAAGAUUCGGUCAUCUGAUUACAGCUAUGUCGGAUGUUACAUCAAUCUGAACGGAUCAACUAAAGUGAGAGCUUACAUAGAUCCUCAGAACGGGCCAUAUGGUGCGGACAACGGAAGUUAUGGAGUUUCAACAUCGGUUUAUUUAAAUCUGAAGGUUUGGAGAUGUAGUCACAAUAGCUAACUGCAGCCAUCCAAUAUCCAAGCGUGUAGAAUCAUGGACUUCCUUUAGUGGUCAUUUAAAAAGACAAGUUUUGUAAUUUAUACGUAACAAGUAGUAUUCGUACUUUCUAGAACUUGUGUCGCAAAAAUAAUGCUCUGAGGUCCGUUUCGUCCAUGAAAUGCAGUAUCAUGAUACAUAAAUGUUUAUAUCUAAGUUUUAAAUAAUUAACACAUGUUAUCAGAUUAUUUUGAAGAUUCUGACAUAUGUUCAUUCUUAGAUACAGGGUUAAUUUUUAUUGCAUAAAACUUUCAAGUCGAGAUUUUCAUGAAAUGUAUAUUGUAUAAACUUUCAAAUUUUAGAUAUGAUAGAACAUAGUUAUAUCUUAGCAAAAUAUCAUUUAUAAAUAGAAUGGUUUGUUUUGUUUUGGAUAAUA